This is a messenger RNA of Cicer arietinum (chickpea), 3899 nucleotides long. RefSeq names its product calcium-transporting ATPase 9, plasma membrane-type-like. Gene Ontology annotation, biological process: calcium ion transmembrane transport. The record is from RefSeq and is a predicted model, not a curated record. Gene Ontology annotation, molecular function: P-type calcium transporter activity; ATP binding; ATP hydrolysis activity. NCBI's taxonomy places the organism in Eukaryota, Viridiplantae, Streptophyta, Magnoliopsida, Fabales, Fabaceae. Gene Ontology annotation, cellular component: plasma membrane; intracellular membrane-bounded organelle.
UUGAUUCUCUAAAUAUUGGUGCAACUUUUGUUUGUUUAAUUUUUCAAAUACAUAAGGUUGUGGUGCGUUUUGAAGAAAAAAAAUGAUAGGAGAAAAAGCAAAAUGGAGGAUGGUAGUUGAGUUGAGAGAGUAGAGGGAGACCGCAAGCGUGUGCCUUGUUAAUAGGGAGAUCAAAAUACAUAGAUAGAUUUGAUUGAAUUUAAAUUGAAAAUAUAUAUAUAGAUAUAGAUGUUGUUGGCUAUAUUUGGAGAAAAAAAUUAGCAUUAGAGGAAUGAUGAACAUAUACAUGUUCCUACAUUCCAGCAAUAAUGAUAGGAGGAAUAGAACGGGAGGGAGAUGGCGGUGUGAUUGUGAUUACUCCAAUUCCAAUUAAUUAAUUAGAAAUUAGAAAUUGAAAUUAGAAAUUGAAGAAGAGAAGAAGAAAUGAGCAAUAGCAUGAAAAACAUGACGGGUUCCACAUCCCGUGGUUCCACUUCAUCCUCCAAUGGACUCCUCACCGUCACCAUUGCUAGUACCCACCCUCACGACCCCGCUGCUAACGACGAUGACGACGAUCUCCUCCUUGAUCCCGACGAUCCUUUUGAUAUUACCCAAACCAAGAAUGCUCCUCCUGAGACCCUCAAGCGUUGGCGACAAGCAGCAUUUGUGCUCAAUGCGUCCAGGCGUUUUAGAUAUACCCUCGACUUGAAAAAGGAAGAGGAGAAAGAGCAGAAGAAAAGCAUGAUUAGAGCUCACGCACAAGUCAUCAGAGCAGCUUUGCUUUUCAGAUUGGCCGGUGAACGUGAACUAGGUGCAACAGUGGUAUCCACAACUCCAGGUGGUGACUAUGCAGUUGGACUCGAACAACUUGUUUCAAUGUCCAAGAAUCAAAAUAUUUCUGCUUUACAACAAUAUGGAGGGGUUAAAGGCUUAUCAGAUUUUCUAAAAUCAGAUCUGGAUAAAGGGAUUAGUGGGGAUGACGUUGAUCUAUCAAAGAGGAAAAAUGCAUUUGGAACUAAUACAUAUCCUCGGAAAAAGGGUAGAAGUUUAUGGAGAUUUCUAUGGGAAGCUUGGCAAGAUCUGACCCUUAUAAUAUUGAUUAUAGCAGCUGCAGUAUCAUUAGUGCUCGGAAUAAAAACAGAGGGUUUGGAACAAGGAUGGUAUGACGGAGGAAGCAUUGCUUUUGCAGUUUUACUUGUCAUUGUAGUUACAGCUGUCAGUGAUUAUCGGCAAUCUCUGCAGUUUCAGAACUUGAACGCAGAAAAACAAAAUAUACAAUUGGAGGCCAUGAGAGGUGGUAGAACAAUAAAAAUAUCGAUAUUUGAAAUUGUUGUUGGUGAUGUACUUCCCCUUAAAAUAGGAGAUCAGGUNCCUGCUGAUGGAGUUUUAAUUACUGGUCACUCACUUGCCAUUGAUGAAUCCAGUAUGACGGGUGAAAGCAAGAUUGUUCACAAGGAUCAUAAAGCACCAUUUUUAAUGUCAGGUUGCAAAGUAGCAGAUGGAGUUGGAUCUAUGCUGGUAACUAGUGUUGGUAUAAAUACUGAGUGGGGAUUAUUGAUGGCAACUAUCUCAGAGGAUACAGGAGAAGAGACUCCGUUACAGGUACGGUUGAACGGAGUAGCAACUUUUAUUGGUAUAGUCGGGCUUACAGUAGCUGCAGCUGUGCUUGCAGUCCUCUUGGGAAGAUACUUUUCUGGCAAUACGAAAGAUUUAGAUGGAAAAGUACAAUUUGUUGCCGGAGAGACUAGUAUCAGCGAUGCUGUAGAUGGGGUCAUCAAAAUUUUUACCAUUGCAGUAACAAUUGUGGUUGUUGCAGUGCCAGAAGGUUUGCCUUUAGCAGUUACCUUAACCCUGGCAUACUCAAUGCGGAAGAUGAUGGCAGACAAAGCCUUGGUGCGAAGGUUGUCAGCAUGCGAAACUAUGGGCUCUGCUACAACUAUUUGCAGUGAUAAAACUGGAACUUUGACCUUAAACCAGAUGACUGUAGUUGAGGCGUAUGUUGGGAAGAAGAAAUUAAAUCCACCAGAUGACUCGUCAAAAUUGCAUCCAGAAGUUUUAUCUCUAAUCAAUGAAGGCAUAGCGCAAAAUACAACAGGCAAUAUUUUCGUCCCUAAGGAUGGGGGAGAGGCAGAGGUUUCAGGAUCUCCUACUGAGAAGGCAAUUCUAUCUUGGGCAAUGAAGUUGGGAAUGAAUUUUGAACUUAUCAGAUCAAAUUCAAAAAUUCUCCAUGUCUUCCCCUUUAAUUCGGAGAAAAAGCGAGGUGGUGUUGCUGUGAAACUGGUGGACUCUGGAGUGCAUAUACAUUGGAAAGGAGCUGCUGAGAUAGUUCUAGGAACGUGUACACAAUAUCUUGAUUCAAAUGGUCAACGGCAAUCUAUUGAAGAAGAGAAGGCAUUCUUAAAGAAGGCAAUUGAUGACAUGGCUGCUCAGAGCUUGCGUUGUGUUGCUAUUGCAUACAGAUCAUACGAAUUGGACAAAAUUCCAUCCAAGGAGGAGGAUUUAGACCAGUGGAUCUUACCCGAGCAUGAGCUUGUUUUGCUUGCUAUUGUUGGAAUAAAGGAUCCUUGUCGCCCUGGAGUCAAAGACGCUGUGAGAUUAUGCACUGAGGCUGGUGUUAAGGUACGUAUGGUUACCGGGGACAAUCUUCAAACAGCAAAAGCAAUAGCUUUGGAGUGCGGAAUACUGGUUUCAAAUGAAGAUGCGGUUGAGCCAACUAUAAUUGAAGGAAAGACAUUCCGUCAAUUAUCUGAUCAGGAAAGGGAACAAGUUGCUAAGAAAAUAACUGUGAUGGGAAGAUCUUCUCCAAAUGACAAGCUUUUGCUUGUGCAAGCACUGCGUAAAGGAGGUGAAGUUGUUGCUGUCACAGGAGAUGGCACUAAUGAUGCUCCUGCUCUUCACGAGGCAGAUAUUGGUCUUUCUAUGGGCAUCCAAGGAACUGAAGUUGCAAAAGAAAGCUCAGAUAUUAUAAUCCUGGAUGAUAACUUUGCAUCAGUAGUAAAGGUUGUUCGCUGGGGACGUUCUGUUUAUGCAAAUAUUCAGAAAUUUAUUCAGUUCCAGCUCACUGUUAAUGUUGCUGCUCUUUUUAUAAAUGUUGUGGCAGCAGUAUCUUCUGGUGAAGUUCCUUUAAACGCAGUACAGCUUUUGUGGGUCAACCUUAUUAUGGACACACUUGGGGCUCUUGCUCUGGCUACGGAGCCACCAACUGACAGCCUUAUGCACAGAUCACCAGUUGGCCGAAGGGAACCUCUUAUAACGAAUAUCAUGUGGAGGAACUUGUUCGUACAGAUAUUCAAUGAAUUCAAUGCUAGAAAGCCAGAAGGAAAGAAUGUCUUCAAGGGAGUGACUAAGAACCGUCUCUUCAUGGGAAUUGUUGGAACGACCUUUAUACUUCAGAUAAUCAUCAUCGAGUUCCUUGGGAAGUUCACGACAACAGUGAAGCUUGAUUGGAAGCAGUGGCUUGCUUGUCUUUGUAUUGGGCUUUUCAGCUGGCCACUUGCGAUAGUAGGAAAAUUUAUUCCAGUUCCCAAAACACCAUUGUCACGGUGCGUCUUGAAGGUGUUCAGGCGCUUGAAGAAGUCUCGUACUGCAUAAUAGGUUGCCAAACUUAUCACAUGCAAUUCAAAGUAAGCUAACGGCCAACAGACAUGUAACCAUACAUAUCGCUGAGCUGAGCCUUGUAACAUAAUGUAUAUUCAACGUAUAUAUAGCAAUUGUAUCAUUUUUAGACAAGUUCCAAAAACAUAUGGCAAAGUGAACAAUGCAUUUACCACUUUUCCCUUUUUUUUGGGUGGGAUGGAGUGGGCUGUUGUCAAAAGUCCUGUUGGAAUGUGUAUUGUUAAGUUCAAAUGUGAAUUGUUAAGUUUAAAUUUGAAUUGCUAGGUAAAUUAAUCAGAUGAAUUUUCACUUUGGAACUGAUUCAA